Candidula unifasciata is the source of this 456-nucleotide messenger RNA. NCBI's taxonomy places the organism in Eukaryota, Metazoa, Mollusca, Gastropoda, Stylommatophora, Geomitridae. The record is from the annotation of a GenBank genome assembly.
AUGUUAAUUGCCGUUUUAGCAACCUGUGUUCUGAUGUGUACUGUGAGCGGCGAUGGACCCGGAAUCGUGGCGUUCUCUGCCUCAUUCAAUGAGAGUCAAGUGUUUGAAACCGACCAGCUUAUCAAGUUUCCCAAGGUGCACAACAACUUCGGCAACGCCUUCAAUAAUGACACCGGUGUCUUCACCGCCUCCAAGACUGGCCUGUAUUUCUUCAGUCUAUUCGCCCAUGCCCAAUAUGAUCAAGCAUUCUGUUUCCGCAUUUUCCGGGAAAACACUCGACUUAUUUCUGUCUGUGGCAGAUCCGCGGGCAGCCAUGCAGCUUCAGGUAAUGCUGUGCUUUCGCGGGUCAAGUCUGGAGAGAAAGUCUUCGUGAGAGCCUUCCACAAGUCCUUCAUCUACGAAAACAGUGAAAACACCUACUCUUCCUUCAAUGGAUACUUGGUCAGUCUCAAUUAA